This is a messenger RNA of Ichthyophthirius multifiliis, 154 nucleotides long. RefSeq lists its product as hypothetical. Lineage: Eukaryota; Ciliophora; Oligohymenophorea; Hymenostomatida. The transcript has a single exon. The annotation marks the transcript as partial. The record is from RefSeq and is a predicted model, not a curated record.
AUGUCUAAAUAAGUUACUAUAAAAGAAGCUGCUUAAGAAUUCGGUUUAAAGUUUUCUACUUCUAAAGCAAUUUUACAAACUUUUAGAAAAGAAGGAAGAAUAGGAAAGAAACAGAAAAGAUAAAGAAAAAUUUAAAGUUUUAAAUAAACUUUUG